This is a messenger RNA of Poecilia latipinna (sailfin molly), 1494 nucleotides long. RefSeq names its product zinc finger protein on ecdysone puffs-like. The transcript is spliced from 9 exons. Bases 342 to 1361 code for a protein of 339 amino acids. Gene Ontology annotation, molecular function: zinc ion binding; nucleic acid binding. The record is from RefSeq and is a predicted model, not a curated record. Gene Ontology annotation, cellular component: nucleus. Lineage: Eukaryota; Metazoa; Chordata; Actinopteri; Cyprinodontiformes; Poeciliidae.
GUUUAAAAUCCAACCAUUUUAAAUGUAUUUGCUUUUUUAACUGGUCGUUUCUGUAGAUAUUGUGAUGGUUAUUAGUUGGUAGUAAAUGUUAAUUUGUCCCCGGUAGUUCGGCUUGGCUGUGAGGACGAAAACGUUUCUAACUUUCUAUAAAGUUGAAGAAAUGAAGAAAUACUUUGAGAGAACAAAUCCAGGAUUUUCUGCAGUGUUUGGUUUAAACCAAUACAUCUGGUCAAUCAGUUGAUUUCUAGUUAAAAUGUAAUGAAUGAGUCUGCUUGAAGCUGAUGGUUUAAUGAGAAUGAAAGUCUUUGUCUUCCUUGGAGGAGCAGAGGUCAGAGGUCAUCAUGGUCAGACAAACCAGGAGGAUGGAAAGGUGUUUCCUUCCUGCAGCGGGAGGCGGCGUAGCGAAGGUACGAUUCCCUGCAGGUCCUCCAGCUCAGCAGGCACCAGGAAGCUGUGACGCCCGGCCUCAGGGCAGUCCCACCGCCACGAGGGAGAAGAGAGCAGCUGAUGGGCGGAGCCAGGGAGGUCAGGGGUCGGAUGGAGGUUCAGGAGAGGCUCAGCUGAAGAGAGCGCGACAGAAUGGAACUGAGGCGGCUGCAGCUCUGGCCAAUAGGAACAAAGCCCCCGGGUCAUGUGACCCAGCAGGAGAUGGUUCUGGUUCUGACCAGCAGGGGGCAGGAGAGGACAGCCGAGCAGCUCAGCUGCAGAGCGUGGCCUCCCUGAAGGUCACCAUCCAGCAGAGCAGCGACAGCCGAGAGUUCGGUCUGGCUGACAGGAACUCCGCUGCUCUCCACUGUCAUGUCUGCAACCUCACCUGUCGCUCUCUGCAGGUGUUUCAGGAGCACAUGUCAGGGCGAGAACACCUGAGGAAGCUGCAGGACAUCACACAGAGCGUCCAGCUCAAUGCCGGCCCCCUGCUGGACAGGGGGCGUCGGCCACAGGCGCAUCGCUGGUGUGACACCUGCCAGGUCCACUUCAGCGGUGACAUCAUCGCCCACAGACGGACGGAGCAGCACAAGGUGAGAGCAGGAAGUCUGAGAGCGAGCUGCAGGCAGGAGGCUCCCUCACCAGGGGUGUGUGUGUGUGUGUGUGUGUGUGUGUGUGUGUGUGUGUGUGUGUGUGUGUGUGUGUGUGUGUGUGAGCUGCCAUUAGGCGCCCACUGUCAUGCGGCUUGGUCCACUCUGCCCUGCGGCAUGCUGGGUAACCCUCUAGCUCGCUGCCACUCUGAGCUCGCAGCCACAGAGCUAAAUGACAGGGUCGGCUCCUCCUGGACGCCCCGCGCCGCGAAUCCAGCGCUCCUCUCUGCUACCCUGCAAUUAACUCACACAGAGCCGGAGGAGGAGGAGGAGCAGCUAAUGUGAUGAAGGUGUGAGAGCAGCCAUGAGACAGGAACACACUGUACCACCAGAACCGAGAAACCGGGUUACAGAACCAGGACCAGAACCAGGACCAGUGAUUUACUGCUGAUCUGAAUCUGCAGCAGCAAAAACUCAG